GGCGAACUUAUAUACCACAUUCGAGGACUGUCCUUGGGACAAGACGUAGCAGGCAGAAUCGACACAGUCAAGCUCUCGCUGCUCGCAAACACGCUGGAGGAUCGACGUAGGGAUGCGAUGACGCAGGACCAAAGCGGCGGUCUUGAUCGGUCACGUUUCCAGGUGGUUAUGAAUUUGUUAACUUACUGUAAUUAUCCUCAACUGUUGGUAAAAUAUCUCAGGAAUAGAACACGCUCCUGGGCCUGGAAAGUACAAUCUACCGCGUCCGGCCCUGCGCUUGCUCCUGCUCCUCCACUACAACUACAUCUUCCGAGUCCGCUUAUCGAUCAUCCACCGUCCGUCGCAACGGCGUAUAGCACGCGGUAUACGACACGAGAUAGGCGGCACUCGACGUUCAACAAGCUGGCGCACACGGACUCGCCGUGUUACCUUCGAUCGAACCUGGGGUUGGCUUUGCAUUCGGGAUAGCGCGGCCACAUAUUUCACAACUCACAAGGACGAAAGGGGAGUCGAUCAGUAGCCUGACAAAGUACUUGUUUCAUUCGUCGUGUGGCUCCUUGUCUGUUAAUUGGAAGAGAUACACAAAGACUGCAACCUCACGAGCAACUCGCUUGAAUGCGUAUGUUCAACCUCAUGCCGACACGCGCCUAGCCACUGUCUCCGCCAACGCUCUUGCCCUUAUGAAAACUCGUCCCAACAUGGGUAAUUCGUAUGCGCCACUUGCGAACAGCCCGUCGAGCGGCACUCCCAAAACCGUGAAUACAAUCACAAAUCUUAGAAGGUGGUCUUGUUCGGACAAUGACCAGCUCCCACCCACCACCCAGAUCAAGACCAUCCAUGUGUAUGACUUCGACAACACUCUCUUCGCCAGUCCUCUGCCGAAUAGGCAAGUCUGGGAUGGCGCAUCGCUUGGUCAGCUUAUGGCCGAAGACAAAUUCGCUAAUGGAGGCUGGUGGCACGAUCCUACCUUCCUCUCCGCCACCGGAGAAGGCGUUGAAAGGGAGGAGCCUCGCGCAUGGAGCGGGUGGUGGAACGAGCAGGUUGCGAACCUGUGCGAGCUGUCCAUGCAGCAAAAGGACGCCCUGAGCAUUCUACUGACCGGCCGUGGUGAAAACAAGUUCGCCGAUUUGAUUAAGCGAAUGGUCAAAAGCAGAGGCUUAGCCUUUCACAUGAUAUGUCUGAAGCCACAAGUGACGCCUAACAAUCGUCGUGUGGUAGACACUAUGAGUUUCAAACAGGAACUUCUACGCGACGUCAUUUUUACGUACAACGAGGCAGAGGAAAUACGGAUAUACGAGGAUCGCCCACCACAUGUUGGCGAAUUUAGAAGAUGGUUGCAAGAGUUGAAUGAGAACUUGGCCUCAAAUCCAAACGCGAGACGUAAGCCUAUACAAUUCGAGGUCGUCGAAGUGGCUAUGGAGGCGACAAACCUUGACCCGGUGAAGGAGGUCAGUGAAGUCCAGCGCAUAAUCAAUGAGCACAAUCUGCUCUACAAGGCCGGAAAACUAGAUCGACGCGCCCAGCCCCUUCAGAUCAAGUCAGUUGUGUUUAACACGGGCUAUUUGCUGAAGGCAGCUGAUACAAAGAAACUUAUCGAGGAGUUUAUCCCGCCAGAAGUGCGAAGUAUGCGUGGCAUUAAAAUUCAUGCUGAUGCAAUACCUAUCGCCAUGGCUAGCGCUCCAAACCACAUUCUCAAUGCAGUCGGCGGGAUCGGAAACAAGGUACGUUUCAAUAUCACUGCACAGGGGCAGCUUGAGGACCGGCUGUGGGCCGUUCGUGUAGAGCCUACGAAUCCGCGGGAAAAGAUACACACGCUGAACCAUCCACCCUCAAUUGUUUUGGCACUCAAGGAUGCGCGCACGAAGGAUGUCAACAGCAUUCAGAAAUGGACGGCGAUCCCACCCCACCAGUGCCUGCAGAUUGAAACAAUGGUUGGCGAGAAGACUAUGCUGAGUAUUGUACCGGAAAUUCCAACACCGCAGCACCGUCAGAAACGUCCACGGGACGAUCAUCGGGAGCAUGAUAUUGGCGUAGGCAAUGUUUCAUCACAGACCAACGUUAGAGGAGGAGGUUUAUCAUCAAGCUAUCGCGGUGGUAACCAGGGAAGGGGUCGAGGAAGGGACCGCAGUGAUCGAGGCCGUGGCAACAAGCCUGGGCGUGGCAAUGGACGUGCUGGACGUGGUGGGAGCUACCGUUCCGGUGCUGCAGGCUAUACAGACUAUGACGCAGGUGGAGGAAGACGUGAUCAAGCUGGAAGUGACUUCUUUAAUGCCUAUUGAGAGUACUGGGGGGUGUCCAGCGGGCCUGAAAAGAUGCCCGUUUCUAUUCAGGGAUGCACCUGUUUGUGUUCUCAAUAGUUCUCAAGCCCACAGGAUGUCAUUUGGGUGAACGAGCCGCUGGAGGGAGUGCACAGCACUAGUAUGGUCUGGCCGCAGCUAUGCAAUUCGAACUUGUUGUUCCUUGGCUGCUCAGCUUAGAAAGGAGUAGACGAGCGAUGGCCGUAUGCAUUUGUUGUCAAAUGACUCUGCGAUUUAUAGUGACUUCUGACACGAGAUUUGGCCGGAAGCAGGGUUUUAAUGGUUCAGCGUCCUAGGCGCUUUGUGGCAUAUUUAAUCAUUUUCAUAUUUG
Molecule: messenger RNA, 2628 nt
Organism: Verruconis gallopava
Lineage: Eukaryota; Fungi; Ascomycota; Dothideomycetes; Venturiales; Sympoventuriaceae
Exons: 2
Coding region: 681-2279 (532 amino acids)
Biological process (GO): rRNA methylation; box C/D sno(s)RNA 3'-end processing
Cellular component (GO): box C/D methylation guide snoRNP complex; small-subunit processome
Molecular function (GO): rRNA methyltransferase activity; RNA binding; histone H2AQ104 methyltransferase activity
Source: RefSeq, a predicted model, not a curated record